Messenger RNA from Aspergillus novofumigatus IBT 16806, 2229 nucleotides. RefSeq names its product Di-copper centre-containing protein. Lineage: Eukaryota; Fungi; Ascomycota; Eurotiomycetes; Eurotiales; Aspergillaceae. The transcript has a single exon. The record is from RefSeq and is a predicted model, not a curated record. Bases 1 to 2229 code for a protein of 742 amino acids.
AUGCAGGUCUCCAAGCAUGUCAACGAAAUCUUUGCCUGCCAUGUCCAGCGCCACCACAAACCUUACUAUCACAUAAGCCACGAGCAUGAGGAUGAAAUGAGCAACAUCCAUCGGCAGCUUGAAGCUGCUGGGCCCAAGGUAGAGCAUGGGAUCGUGAAGGGGAGGGAGCUUCUCGAGGAGGGAGUCAAUCCAGAGCUGAUGCACCACGCGCUGGGCGUCUACCUCACCCACUCCAAGGAUGCUCAGGAGCGCAAAAUCCACGCGCCGGCUUUGAAGGAGCAUCCGGUAUUCCGAGCGCAACGACCGGAGACUCUCCGGGCCCCGCAGCCGACAGCGGUUGCUGGGGAAGUGGUUACAGCCGACACACUUCAAGGCCCUGCAUUAUUGUCGUACUGGCGGGACGAUUACGACAUGAACGAUGCCCAUUACCACUGGCACAUGGUGUUUCGCGGUGCUGGCGGAAACAACUCGAAGAAUGUCAGGACCAUUGACCGUCAAGGAGAGCUAUUCUUGUACACGCAUUCACAGAUGGUGGCUCGCUAUGACACCGAAGGGCUAUGCUGGGGCCUUCCUCUUGUGAGGCCAUGGGACCAGUACGACGACGUGCUUGAGUAUGGAUAUCAGCCGCUGCCAGCGCUGUUGGACUACUACGGAGGUUAUCCGGCAUUCUCCAGCUGGUACCGUAUCAGAAACCCAGAUAUGAAAGACGUCCCCGGCGUGACUAUUGGCGUUGCUGACAUGGAAGAGUGGCGAGAUAAUAUUUACGAGGCGAUUAAGACGGGAUAUAUGGUGACCAAGCCCAAGGGCAAAAAGUCAACUACAAUAACAAGACCGCUGGCCUUGACCGGAGAGAACUGUCUGAACUACGUCGGUGGCCUGCUCGACGCACAGUAUGCCUUUUUUGACCCGUUGCCAGAUGACUUUGAAAUCGAUGCCGUCAAAUACGGGAUCCUACACAACUACGGGCUGGGCAAGUUCUCGGAAAUGUCGUAUCGGGAUAACGAAAAGGAAAAGGUUCCCUACGGUCUCAUGAUAUCCAAUUUUGCCGCACCUCGGGACCCUUGUUUCUGGCCGUGGUACAAACAUCUCCAAGGAUUCGGUCAGCUUGCUGGGACCAGGUAUCCUCAAGAUAUUACCAAGCAUCGGGCCCAAGUCCGUCUGUCGAAACUGGUCAUAAGGCCGCAGGACGCCGGGUCACCUCUCUAUGCUGACGGCGGAGUUACCACUUUCUUAGGGCCACCUGCAGCGGAUCUCCUGGAGAGCAAAGCCAAACUGGAUCAUGAGCCGUAUGAAUGGAGUGUGCAAGUCCACAGCUCCCGCGAAAUACCACCGUCGGUCGAUAACCCUCAAAAGUUGACUCUGAGGUUCUUCAUUGCGGCAAAAGAUCUCGUGAACUACUACCACCACUGGAUCGAGAUGGACAAGGUCACAGUUACCCUCACGGAGGAGCCUUCCAUCCUCACCGUGGUGCGUCGCGACACCGAAUCGUCGGUUGCCCGGAAGACGAGAAACUACGGCGAACCAGACCCAACGUACGCUUCCGCGUGGUGUCGCUGUGGGUGGCCGCAGAAUCUGAUGCUUCCCGCCGGUAAACCGGAAGGGAUGCCGUUCGUCGCUUCCUGCAUGGCGACGGACGACGCGUUGGAUCAUCACAAUUCCCCCACCUCUGCUCUCAGCUUCUGCGGUGCCAUCCUGGAAGACCAGAAGUAUCCGGAUCCCCGAGGAAUGGGCUACCCUUUCAAUCGGGCCUGGACCCAGCUCACUGCCGCGACCACGGGCAAGGUGUCCAUCAGUACCAUCAUCGCCAACCAUAAAGUCUUUCCAUUCAUCACCAGCAGUGAUUUCAAGAUCUUCCGCACGACCAAGUAUCGACGCCCCGCGGCCGAUCCCCUCCCGACCAGUAUCACCUGGAACAACACAAUCAAGGGCUAUUUCACGAAAGAGGACGUCGACUGCAUGUACAGCGAGUACUGGUAUAAGCUGUCGCAGUACGAGGACGUAAAAUACCACUGCCAUAACAUCUAUUGGGCGGUUGCAAGCGGUCGCAUGCCAUUGCAGAUGGACCCAUACACCCAGAGUAAUCCAGAUCCAAAGCAUCCGCUCUGGACAGUCGAAAUGUGUGACAACUUCCGUGCAUGGAUGCUCAAUGGGUGUCCGGAGGGGACAGACGAUCUGGAUGGUCGCAAGCAGUCGCAUGCCGUUCCUGAUGGACCCAUACACUCAGAGUAA